AGCCGCCCAGCGCCCGGGCGCGCCGCCGGCGCGCCCCGCGCAUGGCCGCGGCAGAGCCAGAGGCGCGCUACGGGCGCCCGUGCAGCGUCGCUGGCGGCCCCGCCCUGGCGAAGACCAGCCGGGCCGGCCGCGGCAGCGGCGGGGAGCACUGCGGCUUCGGGGACGCGGCGGGCGGCGGAGCGCUCUGGCUCGCGGAGCUGGGCGGCUGCCGUGCGCUGAGGGGAGGCCGGUGCCUGUCCGCGCGCGGGCACCGCGACCGUGCCGGCCUUGCCUGCGUCAGCCGCGGCAGCACCGAGCUGGAGGAGCUGCUGGGCGACCUCCGCCGCGCCGGCUCCCCGGAGGGGCUGCCCUCGCUGCCCUCGCCGAGGCCGGCCUCGGUGUGCGGCGGCAGGCGCCCGCCGCCGCUGCUGGCCAACUCCUUGCUGAGCGCGCGCGCCAACACGCGCGCGGAGGAGCUCGACCGCAUCCUCGAGGGGCCCGGGCGCGGCGAUUCGAGGGCCGCCGAGGGCAGGGGGUCCCCCGGGAGCGCGGGCUCCGUCAGGGGCCCCCCCGGGCCGGGGGCCCCGUUCGACAGCGCGGCGCGCUUCCAGAACCUCGAGCUCGACAUAGACGCGGCGCUGCUCGGGCAGGUCGCGCGCCUCGCGCCGGGGGACGACGCGGCCGGCGAGCUGUGGGCGGGCCAGCAGCGCCUGUUCCUCGUGCCGAUGCCCGCGCACCCGGCGGAGGUCGUGCUGACGCUCGCCCGCGAGGAGGGCGGCCCGCUGUCCAUGUUCGCGUCGCUGCGCCCGUGGCCGCGCCCCACGCCCAAGAUCCACGACCUGGAGGCCGACCUCGACGGCCGCGGAGGGGCGCGCCUGGUCCACGUGCACGGCGGCGGCGAGUCGAGCGGCGGCGAGCGGCCCGAGUCCCUGCACGUGUGCGUGGCGGCGGGGGGCGAUGCCGCCCGCUCGACCUUCCGGCUGCAGUGCGCAUUCACCCGUGCGCAGAGGCGCACGAGCAGUGCGGCGGGAGACGAGCACGGGCCCCAGGGCAGGAUCGCGCUGGGCUCAGGCGCCGGGGCGGAGCAGCGCUGGCUGCAAGACGUCAUGGCCCGCCUGCGCCAGGACCCGGCCGAGCGGGAGAGGUUGGAGUCGCGCGUCCGGGCGCUGAAGGAGAAGCGGCGCCUCCUCCAGAGGAGCCUGACCAGGCCGGCGGAGAACGCGUCCCUCGUCGCCACGACUUGGUCGCCGCAGGCGCGCGCGGAGAAGUCGCAGGUGGCCGCCCAGAGGGAGGCGGAGAGGCGGGCCGCCGCGGCUCGCCGGCGGGAGGAGGCGGAGGCCGAGCUCGAGCGGCAGAGG
Prorocentrum cordatum is the source of this 1337-nucleotide messenger RNA. The record is from the annotation of a GenBank genome assembly. Lineage: Eukaryota; Dinophyceae; Prorocentrales; Prorocentraceae.